This is a messenger RNA of Monosiga brevicollis MX1, 2268 nucleotides long. RefSeq lists its product as uncharacterized. Lineage: Eukaryota; Choanoflagellata; Craspedida; Salpingoecidae. The coding region runs from base 1 to 2268 and encodes 755 amino acids. The transcript has 4 exons. The record is from RefSeq and is a predicted model, not a curated record.
AUGGGGCAUGACGAGACUAAUAGCAAGUGCCAGGACCUCGACCUCGAGCUCUUUGCAGAAGAGCGCAGUUCUGAACACAAAAAAUCAAGAGGCAUCGAGCAGCUGCGGACUCGCUACUCAGGGGCCUUUGAUGUCCGUGGUUUCUGGCAAUUCGAGGAGACCACCGGUGCCCUUGCGGAGGAUCUUUCACCGUAUGCCAACGAUGGCAUCUACGGCAAUACGCCGCUGCUAACGGCCAACGGCCAUACGCAAAGCUCUUCGGGCGUCGGCUUUAAGGAUGGCGAGAACAGCUACCUGCUCUUCCCGCAUCAAGCCCACUACAACUUGGCGACCGGCACCUUUUCCCUCUGGGUGUACCCCCGCACCUACACUGAACGUUAUUCCCUCUUGUGCAAGAGCAGCGCCUCAGGCCGUGAAGUCGGUGACUUGUCCCUAGACCUCAACGCCGGACACCUGUAUUUGCGUCUAUUCGAUGCCGUUCGUGGCUACGUCCAGCUCUAUGAUCGGAUCAUCCUCAGCGCCGAAGACUGGCACCACAUUGUCGUGGCCUUUGGUGAAGAUGGUCUCUGGCUCAUUGUCGACGGCUCUCCCGUGGACUAUGAUCUGGCGGCCACGACUGGUCUCCAAAACAAUGACCACACAAUGUUUCUCGGUGCAUAUGCAGGUGUCAACCGCCUGACCGACUUUUUCUCGGGCCGUCUCGACGAUUUUGCUUUGGUGGCGGACCAUCUCGAGGCCUGGUCAGUCUUGAAUGUUUUGGACAACUACGAUGCUGAUGAGGCAACUGUGGCGUCGACCUCCAGCACAACCAGCACUAGCAGCAUGGGCAGCACCUCUACGACCACCGCCGGAAGGGUCACGACAACAACUACUGUGCGGCCCCGGGAAACCACAACCACUACCACCACCGCUCAGGCUGCCCCGACUUCAACCACGACACAGGCCCUGCCCUCAACCAGCACCUGCGAGGUUCGGGAGUGCCGCUGCAAACCCGGAGCGCAGGCCUACUCAUUUGUAGAUCGUGAUGGCUGCAGCCGCUGUGGCUGCCGAGCUGUAAGCUGGAGCACCAAUGCCCCUGCUCCUCCUGCUGCCACCACCACGACGAGUCCGGCCGCUCCUAGCCAAACCACGAGCACCGCCAGCAGCCCAGUCACCCGGCCCAGCUGUGAGACUCGCACCUGCUUGUGCAAGCCCGAUGCCGAACCUUACUCCUACAUUGAAAACGGUUGCUUGAUGUGUGGCUGCCGACCCACGGAUGCUGCGGCGUCCACGGCCAGCUCAACGAGCGUUGCUCCAACAACGACGACCAGUCGCAGUAGCAUCGUCUGCCCCACUUAUUCUUGCCUCUGCAAGCCUGGUGCAGAAGUUUACACUUAUGUGCAUGAUGGCUGCACCACGUGUGGUUGCCGUCGGGCAGAUGCCGGACCAGUCACCACCACCACCACUACUACUACUUCCGCUGCCGCCACCACCUCGUCCACCACCUCGGUGGUCCCACCUCGCGACACGACAACCACGCGGUCUCCCGCCACAACGACGCGCGAAUGCACUGUGCGAGACAAUUGCAACUGCAAGUCGGAUGCCGUCAAUAUCAUGAUUGUCAACGCCGAUGGGUGCCAAUCCUGCACGUGUGCGCCCGCAACGUUUUUGUCUGGCUUGGUCGUAUCCAGCACGAAUGAGCCGCAGCCCAAUGCGGUCCUUUUUUUCCAGUCGACGGACGGUGACUUUAAUGCCAUCGUAGCCACAGACGCCCUUGGGCAGUUUGACGUCAAACUGUUGGGCGAGCGCUCGUACACGGUUACCAUCUCUGUCAUGGGCAUGAUCUACGAACAGCGAGUCUUGGGAGCCGACCAGCACCUCCACAUCGACUUCAACCUCCACCUCUACCUCCACUUCUACCUCCACUUCCACUUCCACCUCCACUUCCACUUCCACCUCAACGUCGACUUCUACCUCAACCUCUACCUCAACCUCUACCUCAACGUCGACUUCUACCUCAACUUCUACCUCCACUUCUACCUCGACUUCCACUUCCACUUCCACCUCCACCUCCACUUCUACCUCCACUUCUACCUCCACUUCCACUUCCACCUCCACUUCUACCUCCACUUCUACCUCCACUUCCACUUCCACCUCCACCUCCACCUCUACUUCCACCUCUACCUCUACCUCUACCUCCACUUCCACUUCCACCUCUACUUCUACCUCUACCUCUACCUCUACCUCUACUUCCACUUCCACCUCCACCUCCACCUCGACUUCUACUGA